CCAGUGAUCUUGCACCUGCUGGACAUCCCCAAGGCGAUGAACGCACUCAACGGCGUUGUCAUGGAGCUGGUCGACUGUGCCUUCCCUCUGCUCAAGGAUGUGGUUGCCACGGACGACGAAAAGACGGCAUUCUCCGGCAUCGACGCAGCCUUCCUGAUCGCUUCAGUGCCCAUCAAGGAUCGGAUGGUGCGCAGGAAUCUGCUGGUCGCCAACACCAAGAUGUACAAAAACCAAGGACGCGCUCUCGACCAGUACGCCAAGAAGUCCGUUAAGGUACUUGUGGUGUGCAACCCGGCCAACACGAUUGCUCUGGUCUGCUCCAAGUAUGCGCCCUCUAUUCCCAAGGAGAACUUCUCCGCCUUGACGCGCCUCGACCACAACAGAGCCAAGAUGCAGAUUGCGCAGAAGCUAAAGGUGACGGCUGGGGACGUGCGCAACGUGAUCAUCUGGGGCAACCAUUCCUCCACCCAGUUCCCGGACGUUAGCCACGCGUCGGUGACCGUCAAUGGUCGGAGCGUCAAGGUCACCGAUGCCAUAAAAGACGAAGCCUAUUUUCAGGGCGAAUUCCUCACCAUGGUGCAGGAGCGCGGAACCGAAGUUUAUGAGGCGCGCAAGCUCACCAGCGCCAUGUCGGCAGCUAAGGCGGCGGCUGACCACGUGCACGACUGGUGGCACGGCACCCCUGAGGGCGAGUGGGUCUCCAUGGCAGUAAUGAGCGACUGUUCGUACGGGUCGCCGGCCGACGUGGUGUUCAGCUACCCGGUGCAGAUCGAUGCCCACCGGGACUGGCACAUCGUGGACGGACUGUCCAUGUCGGACUUUGCCCGGGCCAAGCUCGAGGUCUCUGGCAAGGACCUUGUCGAUGAGCGCAAUGAGGCGCUGGCCGUCUGCAAGGACUGACGUCCGCCCCACACGCAUGGUCAAGCUCUGAAGGUCGCGCCCAUCUCCGC
Molecule: messenger RNA, 950 nt
Organism: Dermacentor silvarum
Lineage: Eukaryota; Metazoa; Arthropoda; Arachnida; Ixodida; Ixodidae
Product: malate dehydrogenase, cytoplasmic
Exons: 6
Coding region: 37-900 (287 amino acids)
Biological process (GO): tricarboxylic acid cycle; malate metabolic process; oxaloacetate metabolic process
Cellular component (GO): cytosol; mitochondrion
Molecular function (GO): L-malate dehydrogenase (NAD+) activity
Source: RefSeq, a predicted model, not a curated record